This is a messenger RNA of Aspergillus wentii DTO 134E9, 1434 nucleotides long. RefSeq lists its product as uncharacterized. The record is from RefSeq and is a predicted model, not a curated record. The transcript has a single exon. NCBI's taxonomy places the organism in Eukaryota, Fungi, Ascomycota, Eurotiomycetes, Eurotiales, Aspergillaceae. The coding region runs from base 1 to 1434 and encodes 477 amino acids.
AUGUACGACACGGCAGGGUCUUUGGACCUCCAUUGCAUGAAACAGCAGAACCUGCCACGACGAUAUGAAUCCGAGGAAGAAGACAUCUCUGAGCCUGAGCUUGGGCAAGACCAUGCCUAUUCGCCCGUCGAGCCCCAGCGAGCAGCUGGCUCGUUCGACUCGGACCUGAGCGCCGACGACCUGUCCAACAUCGACCCGGAAUCAGACGUAGAGAGUAUCGAAGUUCCCCGGCUCCUGUCUCCCUACCCCUCGACUACCAACAAAGAAUCACGCCCGGUGUCGAUGGAUACAGUCAAGCGAAGCAGCAUGGCCGAUUCGCUCAUCUUCGACCACGAUGAAGACUUCAUCAUCGAGCUCCCUUCUCCCGGCUCGACUCCGCCAAUCCCGUCACCCUUCAUCCUUCAGCCUCGUGUGUAUGUGCCUCCGGCGACUCCGCGACCAGAGAGACCUCAAUCUCCACGGUCGCCUUCGACUGCUUCGGUCGUGUCGUCGGAUGAAGAAUCCGAUGUCAUGGUGGCGGAACAGGUCGUCUACCUGGAGCCAAUUAGCAAGCCAAGUAUCGUUGUCAUUAGCCCUUCUACAGUAGGACCAUCUUCACCGGAUGAAUCUACAGAGGAGAAUAAGCUGUGCGAAUUAAAUCAAACCGACGCAUGCCAGUUCCCCGAGGAGAAGGAUGACGAAGUCCACUCUCUCCGACAGUCUAUCGAUUCGGUUACUUCUUGCUACGACGAGCCGGAGCAGCUACAGGAAAAGCAAGAGGCACCGAUUGGCCUAAGAGAGACCUCACCACCAAGCCUGCGGUUCAGCGCCACCGCUCAGAACUUGUCUCAGGUUCCCGAAUUACAUCAGCUUAUCCCCGGUCGAACACGGUCCAAGUCCUUCUCACGCCCAUGGACCGCCAUUUCUGAAAAGGCCAAGUCUCGAUUUCCAACUGACUCGAUCCGACGGCCCCCUUCGAUGCGAAACAUCAGCACGACUAGCUUGCCGUUCUGGAAUUCGCGCACAGCAUCCCCCAGCGAGGAAUCUCACACCCGCUCCUUCUCCUUCUCUCCCACCUCCAUGUCCCACCCUGAAACGCGGCUGAGCGGUACAUCUUCGCGUACAUCGAGCCCGAAUCCAUACCAGCAGGUAUCGAUCUACAAUCGGGACCGAUCGGCCAGUACUGCCAGUAUCCCCGCAAACUGCUCGCCCUUGCGGACCCAUGCCGCCAAGCACUCGACGGCUUCUAGUUUCUACUCAACCAGUGGUUUCCAAGUGGAAUCGAACAUUUCCUGCAAUAGCCUUGAUUCUCAGGAGAAUGCUACAGACCCUCGAAAGAAGGGCUACCGACGAAGCAAACAACUCAAGAAGGAGGAAAAGCCCGGGCGAAGAAGCUUCAUGGGACUUCGAAUUGGAGGGAAACGAAAGUCCACCAACAAGCUUUACACCACAUGA